This is a messenger RNA of Microdochium trichocladiopsis, 438 nucleotides long. RefSeq lists its product as uncharacterized. The record is from RefSeq and is a predicted model, not a curated record. The coding region runs from base 1 to 438 and encodes 145 amino acids. Lineage: Eukaryota; Fungi; Ascomycota; Sordariomycetes; Xylariales; Microdochiaceae. The transcript has 3 exons.
AUGCGUCUCGGCUCGACAUCUCGGCUGCUUGCAAUCCGCCAAGCUGUGGUAUCGGCGACACCUGCGGAGCAACUCGACAAAAGAGAAGUUGGUGGUAUCCUCAUCUGUCAAGGCCCCCACGCCACGGGUCCGUGUAGCUACGGCAAAUAUGAGCUUGACAUGUGCCACGACAUGCCACCAGGCUUUAUCAAGAACGCGGCCACUUUUGCUCCUGACGGGGAGGCAUUCUACUGCUUUCCUCGCGUAGGCAGGUGUGCGGACAUAUGCACUUCCCCGACAGACUGCACCUUUGGCGCGGUCUCGUUCGACUCGCCGCUCAAAUACGAUCUGGGUAUCUACAACUGGCAGACCCUGUUCGAGUCGUUCGACUGCCACUUAAAUCAGACUGCUGAUACACUUGGUUCUGCUGCUGCGGCCACUGGCACCGUGGUGUUCUGA